Manis javanica (Malayan pangolin) is the source of this 4744-nucleotide messenger RNA. Lineage: Eukaryota; Metazoa; Chordata; Mammalia; Pholidota; Manidae. The record is from RefSeq and is a predicted model, not a curated record.
UCUGGAGUCAAGGUCGUCGCCCCCCCGGGGUCCAGGGCGAGUGGUUUCAGCUAAACAAAACAGUUCUCUCCUUCGUAUAAGCAGACACUGAGAUCCCUUUCUGCUGACCUUGCCCGCCCUCUGCUGAUCAAGUGGCAGCUUCCAGUUGACUGAGAGGCAGUGGGCGGGUGGACCGGGUGGGGAGACCAGGCUGCAGCGACUCUCCUGCUCGCUGCGUGGACCAGGAGUGCGUCGUGCGACCUGCCUGGGCUCAGUGAUGGGGCUACACAGGAGCAAGGAUCCCCUGACAGUGUGGACGAGGAAUUCCUUUUGUUUUUUAGCACCCCACAGAGAUGGCUGGGGGAAAAUAAGGUGGAAAAAGAAGGGAUGAUGAUAAGGAUUGAGGGUACAGUUAUUGAAUGAAUUUGCAGGCAACGGCACUGUUCGGUCCUGAUCGUUGUUUGGGAACUCUGGGAUUCCCAGAGUUCCUUCCAGCUCUAAGAUCCCAAGGAAGCCUCUGUGAGGAGAUUAAAGCAGGGAGAGCCUCAGACGCCAGGCCUGCUUCCGUGCUCCGGUCACUCAAUCACUCCUCAGUCAGCGCGUACUGAGCUCAGUGCUGGCCUCCAAAUCCUUCUCAGAGAGGCAGGCUGUGAGUCAGAGAGGGCCCCCGAGAUGCAGCAGUCUGGUUACCGUUUGACCGGGCAGCACAACAGAGUCUGGGGGUUUUCUGGCCUACUGGUCAUCUGUAGCCUGAUUGUCUGGAGAGUCACAGUGAAUUUACUAAGUCUGAACCCUAAUCCACGGUUACCAGUAAGUCCAGCAAAAUGACCUUCCCCUGGACAGGCAGAUGGCCCUUGGGGAGGCCUCCUAGAUAAUAUUCUGGGAGGGCUUCGAAGGGCCAAGCUCAGGUCUUUUUGCCUUAUUUCCCAGUUUUGGAUAAUUUUUCUUUAUCACAAAGUGAACUGUGGUUUGAAGGAAUAGAGAAGUUUCCCCACCUCCAGGACCAGCCAAGCUUGAACUGACAGGUGACCCUCACUUGUUUAUAGAUCAGGGUGCAGCCAGCAUCACCUGCAGGGUGGCUGUUAAAGAAGAAACAGCAGGUCCUCAGGGGGCACAGAAACAUGGCAUUUGCAUAAUGUCUUACUGGACCCAUGCUGCUGUGUCCUUCAGCGGUUUGCAAGCUAUGCUGGAGGGGGUGCCCACCUGCCCUACUUCCCCCAUCAACAGCUUCUAGGUGAAUUCUUGAAUCUAUCAAAAUGGAAUAAAAAUUCAGUCCAGACGGAUCCAUUCUAUAGCUCAUUGGAACUAGCAAAUUCCAGACAAGUGUUUGCUGGUGGUGACACAUCUCACAGUGACCGACUCAGGCAAGUCCCUGGCCGGGGAAGAGGUGCGGGGGAGAAGUGAGCUGGCCUGGAGUGCUUGUGUGAGCCAGGCACCUGCCUUCAGUGCUUCCUGAGGAAGGCGAGUCUCAUGGUGUGCUGGGAAUGUGCAUGGUGUGUGUACAGAUGCACACGUGUGUGUUUGGAAGCACAAAAAGAGAUUUCCUGCCAAUUAACUUUAAAAAAUGACUCCAGCCUGCAAACGCAUUUUGCUGGGAAAUCUUUGAGUGUCUUCAGAUGCUCCAGUUCGUAAAUUUAACCUCUAUAGGGUGUUGGGCGCCUGAUGUAAAGUGCAUCUGAUGUGAAUUAGAUCGAGGCAAAGGAGGAGGAGACCACAGCGCUCUCCUUGCCCUCUGCGUGUCGGACACAACCACCAGCUUCUGUCUUUUGACUGCUGAUCAGGCAAGCUGGGCCUGGCGACUCCUGGCUGUGCAAAUGAAGUUCCGGAGAUGGAGUGCGGCCGCUCUGAAAUCGAGGAGCUGAUCAAGGAGCCCUCUGUGGACGAGUACAUGGGGAUGGUCAAAAGGAGCCCCUCCCCGCCGGAGGCCUGCAGGAGUCAGCUCCUCCCAGACUGGUGGAUGCAGCAGCCCAGCGCAGGCUUGCCACUGGUGACGGGGUACACGGCCUACGACGCGCACCAUGCAGCCUUCUCCCAGAUGGUCAUCAGCUUCUACUACGGGGGCAAGCUGGUGGGCCAGACCACCACCACCUGCCCUGAGGGCUGCCGCCUGUCGCUGAGCCAGCCGGGCCCGCCUGGUGCCAAGCUCUACGGGCCCGAGGGCCUGGAGCUGGUGCGCUUCCCGCCGGCCGAUGCCAUCCCCAGCGAGCGGCAGAGGCAGGUGACCCGGAAGCUGUUCGGGCACCUGGAGCGUGGCGUGCUGCUGCAGAGCAGCCGGCAGGGCGUGCUCGUCAAGAGGCUGUGCCAGGGCCGCGUGUUCUGCAGCGGCAACGCCGUGCUGUGUAAGGACAGACCCAACAAGCUGGAGCGCGACGAGGUGGUCAAGGUCUUCGACACCAGCCAGUUCUUCAGAGAGCUGCAGCAGUUUUACAACCACCAGAGCCGGCUUCCCGACAGCAGGGUGGUGCUGUGCUUUGGAGAAGAGUUUCCGGACAUGACCCCCUUGCGCUCCAAGCUCAUUCUCGUGCAGAUUGAGCAGCUCUACGUCCGGCAGCUGGUGGAAGAAGCCGGGAAGAGCUGUGGUGCCGCCUCCGUGCUGCAGGCUCCCGAGGAGCCCCAGCCAGACCAGGUCUUCCGAAUGUUUCCAGAUAUUUGUGCCUCACACCAGAGACCCUUUUUCAGAGAAAACCAGCAGAUCACAGUUUAAGUCCCUCUCUGGGGCACUCUCCCCCCGCCUAGGUCCUGCAUUUCGUUAUUACAAUUACUGUCGUAAUUAUUUAAGGGUAUGGACCCCUCUGACCUGGGGUGGACGCUGUCCUCUGCUCUUAAUUUAGUAAGGGCGUUCUCUGAGGACGCGGCGCUGAAAGCCCGGUGGUGUCCCAGUUCUGGUGCUGAGAUACAAAUGCCGAAGCACACCCUGAGCUGGUCUGGGUGCUGUGACUACAACCUGUGAUUAAAACAUUUAUUUCAGGAAUUUUUUCCCAAUUGCCAUUAGUUGCUAGAUUCUUUCAGCGUUUUGGGUUAAUUGAUAUUUCCAAAGGCCUGGCAUUCAGUUUUACUAGCAAGUAGCUGCUUCCGGUCAAGAGCUCUGGAGUGUAAGAUCCACUUGUCAGAACCAGGCUGCCUUUUGUCUUUAUUUUUUGUUAGAGCUGUAGGUUCACGGUUUCAUAUGCUUGCUUCAUUGUGAACUACCUUUUCAAUUUAAGCAUGUUAAUAAGAUUGAAAAAUGUUUAGAUACCAGCCUCCUUUCAAUAAGUGAAAGCAAAGCUCGUGGCUGAUCAGAAGAAUAUGUGUUCUUCCUAGAAUUUGGUGCCAGGAAAGUGGUUCUAUCAGCAGGUGAACUGCUGUGUUGUCACCUUCAGACAGUGAAAAUCUUCCCUUUGGGCCUUCGUUGCCAGGAAGCUUAGGGCUAAAUUUAUUUUUCAUUUCUGUAAUUAAAUCAUCCCAGAUACUGUUCUCUAUUCUUCUUUCUAAAUGGCUUUGACCUGUUUAAAAAAUAUCUGUACUUUCAAUUGUCCUUUUGUAAACGGCUCUGAAUCAAUUCUUUUUUCCUUUUACAAAGUGGGCAGAAUAGAAAUCACAAGUUCAAAAGCAGCUGAGGAUUGAAUAAGCAUUCUGAUUGUGCGUUAGGUUCAGGCUUAGAUUCCUCAGGCUGUUCAUCAGCCGGCAGUGUUGAGCGUGUGGCCUGGCUGGACUGGGCUGGGGUUGUGGAUGGGAUGGGACAGCUUCUCAUCGCUGCCCUGGCCGUGGGGUGGGCCUUGCAGGGGGAGUGCCUCUCCCCAACCCUGGUCCUCCUCAAGGUCCAAGGUCCCCACUCCUCACCAAAUCCACUCUUCAGUUGAGUCACAUAGGGGAUUCCAAAGGAGAAGGCCCACGGUUAGCCCUGGAAGAAUUACUGCCCAAACCUGUCCAAAUGUUUGCCUUAAAUCACGGUGCUCAUCAGAAGCUAAGGCUGAAGACUGGGAGCAAUGGCUGGGCUGGGGGGUGACCCUCCAUGUGGGGCACUGUGUCUUCACGCCACCUUAAAGGCCCUUCUGUGAUUAAAAUGCACCUGAACAUUUUUUCUAAACAAAGUGUUUUCCUAGAUGGGGUGCCUCUUACCCACCUGGGCAUUCUGCACACUGCAUGGCUGCCCCCAGUCUGUGUCAGGUCUGCAGGCGCCCCCUUCACGCCGGUGCGGCUUGUUGACAGACCUGACUGAGUCAGGCACAUGCCCGGGGGUGGGGUGUCAGGGGUGGGGGUGGUCUGUUUGCCUCCCUUCCGCUCUCCCUGGGAAGAUAACCCAGUCUGGGUCACCACCAUCCCUGACUCAGAAUAUCAAACAGCAGGAAGGAGCCUCAUCUGUCAACCUCAUUUUGGAAGUGGCAGAAGUCAGGGUGGUGAGUCUCUGAUUUACAGUGGAAAAGCCAAAGAGUGCCUGCUCACUUUCCCAUGGCUCCUUCCGUGAAGGCGAUGUAGGCACCGCGUGCAGCAGGGCUUAAUGAUCCCAGGCCCUUCAGGUGUGCCUGAGUUCACAUGAGAAUAUAGGAAAACUCCAGUAAAGGUGUUUUUUUUCUCUUUGGCCAACAGAAGCCAGCAUUACAUUUCUGAGGAUACCAGACCUGUUUUCUGAAAUGUCAGAUAACAAUAGGCUUUACUCUCUGCUCAAAUGAAUGUUAAAGCACACAUCUUUAAUAAUGCCGAAUGAAUAUUUAUUUUUGUAUCCUUUAAAAAGUAUAUUGAUCUCUUUAAUUCUUUAUGAAAAUAAAGUGCCCUUUUUUAAAGCUGA